UUCACUCUUAUCUCUGUUAUCGCCGUGGGGCGGGAACUAUAAGCCGCCCACCUUUCUGUUCCUCUUUUGUUCUUUAUUUAUUUUUCUCCUCCUUUCCAACUCUAUUCUCUAAACCACGGUCUUCGUCUGUCUCCGUAUAUGUGUGUUAUUGUGCGAGGGCAUUGGCUAACGGUGGACGGGCAAAAAGUGAAAUAUUUUUAUCUAUAGUUUAAAAUUUGUAUAUUUUGGGAUCUUCAGGUUUCUGUUGUUUGGUACGUGUCCUUGUAACUUCAGGGUUUGUUGCAAUUGACUUCUCCGGUGGUAGAGGAAAUGAGCGGUGCCUUUAGUCUACUUGAGUCAUGGCAAAUCCCUUGGACCAUAUUUUUUUCAAGAACCUUCCAAUUUUCAAGAGGCUUUUACGAGAUGCAGAGUUCAACUAAACGUCAGACCUUGUGCUUUUGUAGAAACAUGCAGACUGUCACUUGUGAGGUCGUCAAUGCAAGCUAUGUACCCACCCCCGAAACUAAACCCAAGGAUAAAUCAUCACCAAAAGUGGAAACUAUUGGUGCAUUUCAGAAGCUGCCUAUGGUGAUGCCAUCAAUUGAUAUGUUCCAUUCUGCAUUGAGGAAGGCUAAGAGGACCUUGCCUACAAAAGGCAUUGCCAACAUUGCAAAGAGAGAAAGAAACAGAGGUGCAAAGCAACUUGAUGCACUGAUGAAAGAAUUGGCAGUUCCAUUGAGAGGGUACAUAGAAAAUUUCCCCAAAAGAAUGUACUUGCAUCCUUAUGAGCAAUCUCUUAUUGAAUUGACACUUGGGGAUGGAAAUUAUGAAAAGUCUUUAUCAAAAAAGGAAGCAGAGAAACGACUAACUGAGUGCAGGGUUCGGAGAAACUUCAAGAAAUUUUCAAAUGUGAAGGAAAGGCUGUUGAUGACUUAUUGUCUAUUGCCAAGGAAUCAUGGUACUCUGCCUUUGAAGUUUGGAACAUUAAUUUGCUAUUUGCCUAUGACUUUGCGGGCCAUGCCAACUGUGGAUCUAGAAAUGCCGACUUUGUGUCUUGUUGGAGCACCAAAUGUGGGGAAGUCAUCAUUGGUUCGUAUGCUCUCGACAGGAAAGCCUGAGGUUUGCAACUAUCCUUUUACAACAAGGGGAAUUCUGAUGGGUCAUAUUACUAUAAACUUCCAGCAUUUUCAGGUGACAGACACCCCUGGCCUGUUGAAGAGAUCUGAUGAAGACAGGAAUAAUUUGGAAAAGUUAACACUUGCUGUGCUCUCGCAUUUGCCAACAGCAAUUCUUUAUGUUCAUGAUCUAUCAGGAGAGUGUGGUAUCUCGCCGUCUGAGCAGUUCAUGAUAUAUAAAGAGAUCAGGGAAAGGUUUGAAAAUCAUUUGUGGCUUGAUGUUGUCUCAAAAUGUGAUCUGUUGCAAGAAUCUCCUGUAGUCUUCAUCACAGAAGAUGGAGAAGCCGAUCAUCUUGAAUUGGCAAAGUAUCGGAAAAUAGGCCCCAAAGGUGCGAUCCGUGUAUCAAUAAAAAGUGAAGAGGGACUGAAUGAGCUGACAAAUAAGGUGCAUGAGCUGUUGAUGGCUCAGAUGGGCAGGAUCAGAAGUAAAAAGAUCCAAGAUAACAUAGAAGUUGCUUAGAUAAAGGGUUAAUUUAUCUCGACAAUUUCUUGCUUAUAUUGAAGCUUUAUAAUUUGAUUCUGACAGCAAAUGGUUAGUUAUAUUGUCAUUGUGAAGAAAGCAAAAUGAGCACAGCCAACCUAGGAAAAUGGACCAUGGGACUUAAUAUUGCCUUCAAGUAGAUUGAACUUGGAACCACCUCAUUAUUUUGCAGACCCAGUCUUCUGCUCUGCUGGAGGGAAUUUUUUAAGAAAAAGAAAGAUCACACUAUAGGGGAGUAGUUAUGCGAAAUCUUCAAAAGAAUUCAAAGUCAAAAUUGUCGUUUUUCUUGAGUUUGUGUCCGUGUAAAAUGAUUAUUCUGCAGGGAUGGAGUAAUACUAAACCCACCAAUGGUGUUUGAAAGAUAGAAAUUCAUUUGGGUUAAUCCCUCAAAUCGAAAUGCCGCAAUCUCUAGCCGCUCCUUUCUGGCUUUGGUUGGUUAAGUUGGCAAGUAGUUUAGUAUCUUACAAAAGGUUAUUGGCUUUGGUGUGAACACCUUAUAUGCAAACUGGUACCAUGCCAAAAGAGAGAGUCUUUUAAUUUAUAAAAGCAAUUACUAUUUUGAGGAUUAAUUCAAGGAAUCUGUUGUUGGCAUGGCAUCAACCCACUAACAUAUAACAUGCAAAAUCACGGCAAUCUUGCAAUGAAAAAUAUCGGUAGAUGAUGUAACAAGAAGAGCUUUUUCAACGGUUAAUAGAAUUCAAAUUCAAGGUUCUAUGGGAUAUUUUGCCUGUAAAAUCAUUCAAUAUUACUACCUGGAUGAUAUCUCCAUGAUAUUAGAAUUUUCAUCUUUGGAUUGGGUACUCCAAAAGCUCCAG
Molecule: messenger RNA, 2450 nt
Organism: Durio zibethinus
Lineage: Eukaryota; Viridiplantae; Streptophyta; Magnoliopsida; Malvales; Malvaceae
Source: RefSeq, a predicted model, not a curated record